CAUCCGGGUGCGUCGAGGCGAGUGUUUUUUGUUAUUCAUUUUUUAGUCCUGCAAAAGGCAGUGAGAGGGCUAAGAAUGGCAUCCAAGGAUAAUGUUUAAUCCUUAUAAUAGAACAUGGUCAACCUGGAAUAGAUUCAAGCUGAUAACCAGUCGAGUAACCAAUUUGCAAUUUUUAUACGCAUGGUCAUUUAAACUUUUCCAAAUGCCGCGAUCACUGGAUACAACUAGCAUCCAAGAAACACCUUACACCCAAACAAUUCAAGAAGAGUCACCAGACAGUAGCACUCCAUCGCAUUGCCAUGACAACACACAGAAUUCUCCCAAGCAAGAAAGAAUAGCUGUGAGAAAAGAUUUAGUCCAGGGUCAGCUGGUAAUGCUACCUUCACCAGUCAAGACCCCAAAAGUUUCACCAAGUCAGUCUGUAUCGUCUUCUAAGUUAGAAACUUCAGGCUCAGCUACUAGACACAGGAAGAGAUCAUCACUGAGCAGCAGCAAUAUGGCAUCACCUGCACCUCAGCGUUCUGGAAGAGCUUGCAGAAAUUUGUCCAGAUCUUUUAGUGAAAGUAGCAGCCUGACCAUAUGUCGUAUCUGUCACGAAGGAGACAAAGUGGAGCAACUGAUCUCUCCUUGCAAGUGUUCUGGAACAAUGGGGCUUCUUCACAGGAGUUGUAUUGAACAGUGGCUGGGUUCAUCCAAUAGCAACAGGUGUGAGAUCUGUGACUUUGAGUACCAGGUGGAGAAGCAGUGCAGGCCUUUUUGGCAGUGGCUCAGAGAGCCCAAGAGGCCCAAUGAUAAGAGGAACAUGUGGGGUGAUAUCAUCUGUUUCCUGGUCCUGACCCCCCUGGCUGCUGUCAGUGCCUGGCUGUGUGUCACUGGGGCCUUACACUAUGCAGAGUGGACCAACCAGUGGGAGGCUGCGGGGCUGAUUACCCUCACUGUCCUCCUUGUUUUGAUAUAUAUUGUUUGGUGCUUGGUUGCCCUUCGAUACCAUUAUAAGGUGUGGGCAGAUUGGCGAGAGCAAAACCCUCUUAUUCGUAUAGUAGACCUUGGAGAUGACAACAAUAACAUUAGCCUGGAUGACAGAGAUGUUGAAACUGCUGUCAUCAAUGGUUGUAUGGGACUGUGUUCAGUUGGAGCCAGGAGGAUCAGCAGUGUUAGCAUCCAGGAUUGUGAUUUAUCAACCAAUCUUGGCGAAGUUGAGAGCAGCGUUGGUCUUAUAUCUCCACGCCAAAAUCGCUCUGAUUCUGUAAUUUUGCUUGCCAAUGAGUGUAAGAGUGGUAAAAUAGACAAAAUAAUUGGACGUGAAACCAGUCUGUAAGUGUCCUCACUAUUUGCUAAGUUUUGACAACUAAAAUAGGAACAUGUUAUGCAAAGGAUAAAAGUGCUCAGUUUAUAUUGCAGUUGGGACAGUUCAAUAUUUAAUGCUUUAUGACAUUUUUUUCACCCCCAACUGAUUUAUUCUUCUGCAAACCUAGAGACUUGCCAGUGAAUGGCUUCAUGUAUAUGUAUUUACAGAUUGUCCUACACUUCAUAAUGUACAUAUUAUAUUGCCAAGCAAUAGUUUCAGUAAAUAUUAAUGUUUGUGCUAUCUGUCAACAUUACGAUUUCCACAAUUACAUGGAGAGUUUAAGAAACUGGAGCAAGAUGUGUCAUUUGUUGACUGACCUUAACAGUAGGACAUGGCUUUAGAUAGUAUAUGUCAUACAGCUUUGAUGACAUUAAGAUGAAAAUGUAAUUUUUUGGUGUAAAGGGUAUAGAUUCUUGACAAGUUGAUACUUUAUUUAGUUCACAGUUAUAAAGCCUUUCCAUCUACUGGGGCUGAUACAAGUUUAUUCAAACCAGUAUUAUAAUAACAUACAAAUAUGUAUAAUUUUGUUAUA
Molecule: messenger RNA, 1880 nt
Organism: Lingula anatina
Lineage: Eukaryota; Metazoa; Brachiopoda; Lingulata; Lingulida; Lingulidae
Product: E3 ubiquitin-protein ligase MARCHF1-like
Biological process (GO): protein ubiquitination
Molecular function (GO): ubiquitin-protein transferase activity; zinc ion binding
Source: RefSeq, a predicted model, not a curated record